GCUCAAUACAGACUGUGUGUGUAUCGGGCCCGCCCGCUCCAUUCUGCGCGCUGUGAGUGUGUGUAUGCCGGGCCCGCCCGCUCCAUUCUGCGCGCUGUGAGUGUGUGUGUAUGCCGCUCGGUGCGCUCCGUAUUGCGGGCAGUGUGUCUGUGGGUGCGAGCUGGGCUCUCUGUCUCUCCCCGCCUCCCUCCUCACGUGUCCCGGCAGGCGGGCGGGCGGCGGUGCGGGGCAGGCCGGGCAGGGAGCUCCUCACAUGACCCGUGUGUUUGUCCCCGUGAUCAGCUCCGUCAGGCCUCCCGCCUCCUCCCCGGGCCCCGGGCCCCGGCCCUGCACAGCCUGACCCGGGGGAGCGCCCGAGCCCCGACACAUGGACAUGCUGGAUCCGGGCCUCGACUCUACUGCCAGUCACGAUAAAGGGCAGGACACGGAAGACGUUAUUGAGUUACAUGAGGGAGAGGAGACCGCUCCAGACGAGCAUACAGCGGUGGCCAUAGCCACUGUUCAACAAGCUGCUUUUGCAGACCACAAUAUCCAAUACCAGUUCCGCACAGAGAAUAAUGGAGGACAGGUGACAUAUAGAGUUGUCCAGGUGACGGACAGUCAGCUGGAUGGACAGGGGGAUGCAGCAGGAGCGGUCAGCGUGGUUUCCACAGCUGCCUUUACUGGUGCUCAGCAAGCCGUGGCACAGGCAGUCAUCCAGAAUCCUUUCAGUAAUGGCGGAAGUCCUUCAACAGAUGCAGUCAGUGGAGAGGCCCGAUUUGCCUACUUCCCAGCUACUACCGUGAGCGACACAACAGCCGUGUCUGUACAGACAACUGAUCCUGCACUGGCACAGGCAGGAGGUCAAUUUUAUGUUAUGAUGACCCCUCAGGAUGUACUUCCAGCUGGAUCACAGCGGUCUAUUGCACCCCGGACGCACCCAUACUCUCCUAAAAUGGACGGAAACCGGACUCCUCGAGAUGAAAGGCGCAGAGCACAGCACAAUGAAGUGGAGCGGCGACGGAGAGAUAAGAUUAACAACUGGAUCGUCCAACUGUCCAAAAUCAUUCCAGACUGCAAUACAGAGACUAGUAAAACUUCAUCACAAAGUAAAGGUGGCAUCCUCUCCAAAGCAUGUGACUAUAUCCGGGAACUUCGACAGACAAACCAACGCAUGCAAGAAACUUACAAGGAGGCAGAGAGACUGCAGAUGGAUAAUGAGUUGCUACGACAACAGAUCGAAGACCAGAAGAAUGAGAAUACCUUACUGAGAGGACAACUGCAGCAGCAUGGCAUCGAUGUGGUAGAGGAGACCCAGAGGCAGUAACUGUCCACCUUUGCACCAUUUCUUUUUGAAGUAGGGUUUUUUGUUUGUUUUUCUUUUGUGGAAUGAAGAGGAGGAACAAGCCACAAGGAACCUUGAUAUCUACACCCUUCCAUCUGCCCCAUGUUCUCCCAGAACCCCAACUCACUUGCCACCUCCCUUCAUUUAACCCCUUCUAUCUCCUUUAAUUUUAUAGUGUCAAAGACCUUUUGCUUAUCCUUUUUGAAAUACUUUGAGGACAUUAAGGCACAAAUUCAGUGGUUGACAGCCACAGAUCUCCCCAGCAAGAGUGGAGAACCAUUCAAUUGACCCCUUUCACCUGGAACAUUAAGACAUUAAAAGUAUAUAGGGGCUGGUCCGUUGCCAGUGGGGCCUGUCCCAUAUCUCAACACAGUAUAUUGAAUGGCUGCCAGCCGAAGGCUAGAGAAUUUAAUUGCUUUCUUUCUUUUUGUUUUUUUCCUUGUGCAUAUAUAUAUAAUUUAUAUAUGUAGACGUAUGAACAAUAACAUACACUUUGACGAUAUCACACAACCUUUCCUUAUUCUGAAAUAUUUUUUUUAUUUUAUUUUUUCCUUUUUAAAAAUAUUUUUAAUCCUCCACAAUUUGUGGAAGGACAGAUGAUCGCAUACAAAUAAUCUGUUUACGCCAGAACUGUAUUUCCGAUAGGAACCGAGAGUCUAAAUCUGCACAGAAUGAUGUUUUUAGUUACAGGUUGUAAUAUCCUGCAUCGAGUGGAGGGGUUAGAGAUUGGGCAUGUGAGCUAAGGUUACGGUAGCCAGCACGUAGCUUGCCAGGAGGAAAUUAAACUCCCACAAUUUCCAAAUGAGCUUAGAAAUAAGGAACUGUUGGUUCAUCUGCCACUGAUGAUUAACUGUCAGUUCUGGAUUUAAAUUAAUUGAACUUGUUGAUUGUGAUUUGCUGUUGAAAAAGGAAAAUUUGUUAAAAUAAUUGACUGUCAGGAAUGCAUCAAGCUCUAUUUAAAUGUUGCUCAUAGCUCUGGCACUAAGAUGUUUAUGUAUCUUACAGACAUUAGGUAACUCAAAUGAUCACACCGGCACCUUUUACUUACAGCAAUCAGAUUCAGUCCUGUUUGUGUACUAUACAAACUGUCAUGUAGGCUAUGUCAUAGGGUCCCCAGGCACCAUGGGAGGAUGUCCAGCCAGAUUUACAUUUCUAUUAAACCAUAACUUUCUGCAUUCCUAUUAACAGAGACCAAGGAGACGGCUGUGCAUAUAAUGAUAAUUGUAAGUAAUCCUCUGUCUCUACAUCUGUGUGCUCUGUUCUGGAAUCCAGGGAGAGCUCAGACUGUGUAUUUUAAAUGGAUCAAGAGAUCAUACCUAUUGCAUUGAAUUGUUGCCCCUGAUCUGGUGUCCACCUAAUUUUACUGUCAUGAUAAAUUCCACUUGAAGACAGCUGGCAAAAAAGGCCAUUCUGUACACAAUCAUCUUGUGGAAUUAUAGCUAGUUCUACUUAUCUCCAGGGUAAUGCCAUCUUUUUCAUAUUUCUUGGAGAAAUGACCAUACAACAGCCUUGCAUAUCACAAUAGCAAUUGUUUUUGUUUUUUCACUGUCAGACUGACAUGUCCAACCCAUCAAUGGUUCCAUGUUCCUUCAUUGUUUUAAGAGCACCUGAAUGCCAAAUAAACAGGCUCCACUCUGUUACACAAGCUGUAGAAUAUCAAUAUGAAAAUGGGAAUAGUUUACUUUGAUUUUAUUUCACCCUCCCAUCAGUUGCACCCAAUGAUGGGAACAUUUAACUGCUUUGACUGUAAGCCAUCAUUCAGAGUCAUCUUGCCUUUCUGUUGGGCCAUGGUACAUUCAGUGUUUUCACUUGGAAUAACUUAUCAGUCGUCUGCAGAAGUCUUCUGCGCCCUAAAUUCCAUUGUUUGAGAACAUCAUUCCUAGAAUCAGAACUCCCCUUGGUAUUGGAUGCUCUAACACUUAUUUAGGCUCUCCACCUCCAAUGAAGCCUUGGUUUGACCUGAAGGCUUUGUUGUUAAGUAAGAUAUUGGGAGAGAAGAAACAAGUUGUUUUGUGAUAAUUUAGUUCUAUUUUUAAAAUAAUGUUCUGAAGGGUACACUUUAGUUGUUUGGGUACACCUCCAAAUAAAGUCCAGCUGUUAUUAAUAUGGCUGGAAAGUUUGGAUUGCCCACUUGAGUUUAUUUAUCAAACAGGAAGUUUAUAACCAAUAAUAAGUUUAAGACAAAACUAUUGAGUGGUUGAAAAAUCUGAUGAGACGGUAAGCUUUUUUUCUACCAAAACAUAAUGAAUAGUAAUAGUACAGAUUAGGACUGUGUACUGAUCACUUUUUCAUAUUGAAUGGAUUUUAAUUGCAUGAUGCUGGCUUUUCCAUAAAGAAUACUAUGUCAAAUGCCUUGCUAUUUAUCAAUAUUUUUUAUAUUGUAUAUGGUGCCACAACUCAGUUACACGCUUUAUUCUCUCCUCACCCCCCUCCAGAAAACCUUCAAAAAGUGUUUACAGUUUAUUUCUGUGGAUUUUAUCUAGACUAAUUGCUAUCCUUGUUCAGUUCUGCCCAGAAAGAGAGGAACAGUAAUUUGGCCAAUAGCAAGGACUCUGGGCACCAGGAAUCCAGAAGUGCCUACUACUUUUUUCUGCAACGGCUAGAACUAUGAAAUUACCAUAAAGAAGCCAUUAGUGGAUAAAAUACAUAUUCUUAACACCUCAAAAUAAAAACUGCUUCCACAAUUCUGCAUAUUGUAAUUCUGCCACGGUUUUCUUUCUUGUCUGCACACUCCACAAUGGAGAGGCAGGAGUACGAGCAGUGCUAUUGCCAAGUGACAAGUUCCCAAUUUCUAGAAGCAGUCAUGUGGCUGAGCAAUACAGUCUAGCUACGUAAAUGAGAUAAACAGCCUCAUGAUAAUUGUAUUUUAUUAUUCAUUAAUAUCAUAUUUUGGAGAUAUUUUAGUGUUUUUCUAUAGCACAGCCUAUCCAAGGACAGAACUGCUUUUUUAAGAAAUUGAUCAGCUAGAACAAUGCAUGCAAAUGUCACUCUAGCUGGAUGUUCAGACACUGCCACUGAAGUUAGAGGCCAGUCUCCUAGGUCUAUUGUUUCUCCAGCCCUUCCUGCACCUAUUUUGACUAUUGUCACUGUGGCAGAGAGAUACCCAUUGUUUUCCCCAACAGUUUUUAACUGCACAAAAGAUGUCUCUACCAGCCAGCAUCUCUAAAUGUAUUUAAUAGAACAGCUGGCAUACUUUGAGUAUUCAUAUCUUAUGAAUGUUUAAUUUGUCACGCCUAUUUAAUUUUGCAAAUUUAGAUCUGGUCAGACGAGGCUACUUAUGCAUUUUCGGUAAGAACAGAUUUAAGAGGCUAAAUAGAUGCUGGCUUGGAGUGUACUCAAUGCAAAUAAAUGAACUUGUUUCUUGUAUUUUUCCAGUGUUCCUACACCUUUUAAUUCCUAGUAUUCUAAGCUCAGUACAGAUUCUCUAACUCAAGAAACGAUGAAUGUUCCAUCUUCUGUAAUAUAGUUCUAGGCCACGUGAUGCAGACUGUUUAUGAUAAGAGAAUGCUUUCUAAAUUUAAGGUUUCAGCUUCCCAAUAAAGUGACAGUUUUUGAAAAUA
Pelobates fuscus (common spadefoot toad) is the source of this 4884-nucleotide messenger RNA. It is a transcript of the gene USF2, whose product is annotated as upstream transcription factor 2, c-fos interacting. Gene Ontology annotation, molecular function: RNA polymerase II cis-regulatory region sequence-specific DNA binding; protein dimerization activity; DNA-binding transcription factor activity, RNA polymerase II-specific. The record is from RefSeq and is a predicted model, not a curated record. Bases 368 to 1306 code for a protein of 312 amino acids. Gene Ontology annotation, biological process: regulation of transcription by RNA polymerase II. Lineage: Eukaryota; Metazoa; Chordata; Amphibia; Anura; Pelobatidae. The transcript has 10 exons.